AACCACUCUACAUUGGCACAACACUCCCUCACGGCGCAUGUUAGCAUUGUUGACAAAAAAACAAAGCGCGUGGGACUCACGCGCCUGAGUCCUCCUCGUCCUCUUGCAACCGUUGUCGACACUCUUUCUUUCUCUCUCUACCUUAGUUACGUUCGUAUCUCGGAUCCGUCGACGUUUCUGUCCCUUCUUUCGGAUCCACCUUCGUUGUUUCGAUCGAAUCUUGUUACUAUGAUGAGAAGAGAUCAAAUACGUGCACGUGAGAUGCGAACCCCAUCCCUGGUUGACCUUUGUGUUCAGAAAGUAAUAGAUAAUGUAAGGUACCUUGGAAAUGUUGGUUCUCUUGACCAGCAUCUGCUCGAGCAAAUUUUGCCGCACUGCACAGCUGACCAGUUGAUGCAUGUGGAGAAGUCCACCAAGGGAAGAAAUCUCAGCCCUGUAACUGAUAAGUUGUGGAAAAAGUUCUAUGAAAAGCAGUUUGGCACAAAUAACACUAAUGAAGUGAUUAAGAGGAUGAAGGAAAAAAGAGUGAACUUUAGAUGGAUGCAAUUGUAUGAGGCAAAAGGAAAGGAAAGGGCUCAGGCUGAGAAUGAAGCACUUGACCGAAUCAGACAACUGUACAAGAAAGAAGAUGCAAGAAAACAGAGUAGGCAAGUAAGGACAUGCACUAAAGUUCCACCUUCAAGUAAAAGAAGAUUUUGGGGAGAUAAUGGACCUGGAUACAAUGUAUCAAAUGUGAAGAGUAACAUAAUGAAGAAGGCAAAGAUAGAAUUUCUGAAGAGUCAUGAGGUAAAAAAUCUUGCAGCAAUGAAGAAUAAAUCUAUCCAGAGGAAUCCAAGUUCAUCAAGCUUCAAGAAGACCGGAAGCAUUUCUGGAAUUGGUUCAACUUCCAAAGAUCCCAAACCUACAAAGAGGGUAUUUUAGGGGCAGACUGUGAAAGAUAGCAAUGCCAUGUAUCGUGAUUUGCUUUUAAAUUUUAAACAUUUAUCUCCUUAAUAAGAAAAAAAAAAUGGCUUCUAUUUCUCAGCUAAGAAAUUUUACUUUUGUUUGCAUUUAUGUUUGCCGCAUAGAUAGAUAGAAUUGAAGCGUAGUAUGCAUGGUCAUUGUUGUAAUAUAAUAUAUUUAUAUUCAUGUACCAAUAAAAAAUUCCUUUAUUUUUCAUAUCA
Molecule: messenger RNA, 1163 nt
Organism: Glycine soja
Lineage: Eukaryota; Viridiplantae; Streptophyta; Magnoliopsida; Fabales; Fabaceae
Exons: 8
Coding region: 229-921 (230 amino acids)
Biological process (GO): transcription elongation by RNA polymerase II
Cellular component (GO): elongin complex; nucleus
Source: RefSeq, a predicted model, not a curated record